CUACUAAGCACCUGACUUUUAUCAACCGCUGAUGGAAAGUGAGAACGUAAGACGAGUUAGGGACUUCGUGAAAAGAAGGAAUGACUACUUACACCGACAAAGGACCGAAGCCCGACAGAGGGCGGUUUCUUCAUUUCGACCAUAUCACUCUGUGGGUUGGAAACGCAAAACAAGCUGCUUCUUAUUAUUGCGUCAGAAUGGGUUUCGAACCUUUGGCUUACAUGGGCUUGGAAACAGGAUCCCGGGAAGUGGUGGCUCACGUAGUGAACCAAAAUAGAAUUACUUUUGUAUUCAAAUCAGCUCUGAAUCCAAAUAACAAUGAUUUCGGAGACCAUCUUGUAACUCAUGGAGACGGAGUUAAGGAUAUUGCUUUCACCGUUGAAGAUCUAGAUGUGAUUGUUAAGCGGGCCAAGGAGCGAGGAGCAACAAUUGUGAAAGACAUCUGGGAAGAAACAGAUGACUGUGGAACUGUUCGUUUUGCUACUGUUCAAACUUUUGGAGACACAACACACACAUUUGUAGAACGAGGUGAAUACAAUGGCUUGUUCCUUCCAGGUUAUAAGAAGCCAUUAAGCGACGAUAUUUUGCUUCCAAAACUGCCUGAUGUUGGUUUGAAGUUCAUUGACCACUGUGUAGGAAACCAACCUGAUGACCACAUGAAUUCAGUUGCUGAAUGGUAUGAGAAACAUUUGAUGUUUCACCGUUUCUGGUCAGUGGAUGAUAGUCAGGUUCACACCCAGUACUCGUCUCUCAGAUCAGUAGUAGUGAGUAACUGGGAGGAGACCAUCAAGAUUCCCAUCAAUGAACCAGCACCUGGAAAGAAAAAAUCACAGAUACAGGAAUAUGUUGAUUACUAUGGAAGUGCAGGAAUUCAACACAUCGCUCUGAACACUGAUAACAUCAUCGAAACUAUCAUUAACCUUCGUGCCCGAGGAAUGAAAUUUCUGACUAUACCGGAAUCGUACUACAAACUGUUGCGGGAAAAACUGAAAAACUCAAAGGUCAAGAUAGAAGAAGACUUGAAUAUGAUACAGAAACUUCAUAUACUAGUGGACUUUGAUGACAAUGGCUAUCUGCUACAGAUAUUCACUAAACCAAUGCAGGAUAGACCAACUUUAUUCUUAGAAGCUAUUCAACGACACAAUCACUCGGGUUUUGGAGCAGGCAACUUCAAAGCUUUGUUUGAAGCUAUUGAGCUGGAUCAGGGAAAACGAGGAAAUCUCUGAAGUAACCAAUUUAUCAUCUGUAGAAGGCUCUACUUGAGGGAAUUCUACACUGACGGACUAUGAAUUCUAAUCUAGAAACAUUUUCAUCUGUUAUUAGAAGCUUUGCUUUGAUGAAUUUUUAGCGAUGCUUCAAAUUUAUAAGAAAUUAAUACUAUUUAUAAGUAUGGUUAAUAAAAUUGAAUAUUCAAAACGCAGUUUAAAUUUUAGCAGGGUUUCUAUUAUAAAAGUGAGGUGUUUGUGUAAAAUGCAUGGGCGCCCCCAGGAAGUGGCGAGAGGGGACAUUUGCCCCCCCUACAUUCCACAAAAAGUUGCACGUAUUAUGAUGUAAACUUAACAUCGUUGUUAAACUAAAUAUUUUUAGUCAUUUUUAUUAAGACUGUACAUUUAUGUUUACGUUUAAGCACAUACCACAUUAUUUCAGUAUGUUGACUUACAUUAUAUAAGCUGAUCACCUACAUACAGGUUUUUGACUCCCCUUGAAAAUAUUUCUGUGUGCGCCCAUGGUGAAAUGUGUCUCAGUAUUUUGGAAUAGUUGGAUAAAAAUGAGAUGACGUGUAUCCUAGUUAUAUGUAUAAAAUUGGUGUGGGGUACUGGAAAAUAACAGAUAUAUUUUCUUAAAAAUAUUGACUAGUUUUAUAAACUUAUGGACACAGUUCUUUGUUAUUUCUGUUCUCGUAACUGUGGCGUCUCACAAGUAUAAAUGUGAUAUGAAAUAUUAUUUACAUUAUGUUAAACAUUCCUAACUAUUGAAAAGAAUUAUAUGCAUGUAUUUUUUGAUACUAAGAAAUUAUAUAUGAUUUAUUUUAAUAUAUGAAAAUUGUUAUAUUGAAAGUUUUAUAUCUGAACACAACGAUAAUUCGUACAUAAGAUAAAAGUUUUGUGUUGUUAUUCAUACAUAAAAUCUGUUUAGUAAAUGACUUGUAUAAAAAUUGAUAGUAAUUUGAUUCAUACCUAACAAUUGUUCAUGAAAAUGGGUUGUCGAAUUCCAUCCGGCUUGAUCAGCCCUAUCAGCGGGCGAAAAGCCUAGCAGGCAUUGGAUAUGGCAGAUAUACAAUGUGUAUUAUAUGAACCAUAUUCUUCUUUACUUUCAAAACUCACGAAUUCUUAGAAAUGUCAUAUAACCUUCUAAAGGUUUGAAAUAGGUAAUACUUUACUGAUUUCAGGUAAAAUGAUUUAUAUAUUUUAAUCUUAGUGUGUUACUUGGCUUUUAACGAGUAAAACUUUAAACAGAAUUCUACUGGUUACAAGUCGAAUCGUAUAAGUAAACUUUAAUAAUUCUGGCUGUUUAUGAAAGUCAGCAUAAAACACUGGGAAUGAGAAAUGAUUGUUUUCAUGUCUGAAAUGUAGAGGUUGUCGACAAGUGAUGUUAUUCAGCAGGAUACAUUGUCUAAUACAUACUGAUGAUAAAAUAAAAUAUCCAAGCUUGUACAUUCA
This is a messenger RNA of Limulus polyphemus (Atlantic horseshoe crab), 2660 nucleotides long. Its product is annotated as 4-hydroxyphenylpyruvate dioxygenase-like. Gene Ontology annotation, biological process: L-tyrosine catabolic process. The transcript is spliced from 13 exons. Gene Ontology annotation, cellular component: Golgi membrane; endoplasmic reticulum membrane. Gene Ontology annotation, molecular function: 4-hydroxyphenylpyruvate dioxygenase activity. NCBI's taxonomy places the organism in Eukaryota, Metazoa, Arthropoda, Merostomata, Xiphosura, Limulidae. The record is from RefSeq and is a predicted model, not a curated record. Bases 81 to 1226 code for a protein of 381 amino acids.